Molecule: messenger RNA, 1505 nt
Organism: Bursaphelenchus okinawaensis
Lineage: Eukaryota; Metazoa; Nematoda; Chromadorea; Rhabditida; Aphelenchoididae
Source: the annotation of a GenBank genome assembly
AUGAGUUCCACGGCAAGCAACAACCUAAAAUGGGUAUCGCUGGUCAUCCUGAUCGCCCAAACGACUGCUCUAGUGCUCAUCCUGAGGUAUUCAAAGACGCAGAAGGUGGAAGGACCUAAAUAUUUAUCCUCGACGGCAGUGGUGACUUCUGAAGUGGUGAAACUGAUUACCUGCAUCGUGGUUAUCUUCUACAACAACUGUAAGUUUUAUUCUCAAGUGUUACCGUUAUUUAGCAUGGAAGUACGAUGGCGUUUACCGAGAUUUGCAAAUGGACAUUAUCAACAGACCUAUGGACACGUUGAAAGUGGGAGUUCCAGCUCUUCUGUAUGUUAUCCAGAACAACUUGUUGUUCCUCGCUUUAAGUAUGUUGGAUGCCGCUACUUAUCAGGUACGUUUGUAUUCAGAUGGCUCAAUUAGUUUUUUAGGUAACAUAUCAAUUGAAAAUAUUAACGACGGCUUUAUUUUCUGUUUCAAUGUUAAACAAGAAGCUGAACAAACUCAAAUGGCUCGCUUUGAUCUUCUUGACUUGUGGAGUUGCUUUAGUUCAGGUAGGUUAUGUUUAAUACUUUGUGGGAAUUUGUGUUUUAUAUGAGUUGUAUUUAUUUUUUUACUUUAUAAACUAUAAAGUUUAACUUUUUUAUUUUAACUGAUUAUAUUAACUUGAUAUACGAUUACAGUUGCCGAAAGAUUCGGGUAAAGCUAAAUCUACUGAUUCAAACGGCUUCGUUGGCCUCGUAGCUGUGUUAUGUGCUUGUUUUUCGUCUGGAUUUGCAGGAGUUUACUUUGAAAAGAUUUUGAAGGGAUCAUCUGUCUCUCUUUGGAUGAGGAACUUGCAAUUAGGUAAGUGUAACAUGACAUUUCAUUUCAAAAGUACAUUUUUUAAAAUUAACCAUAUUUAAAGAUUUUAGUUAUGUGCUGUAAAUGAAGUCUUUUUUAGCUUUCUUCAGUGUGUUUGGAGGACUGUUUAUGACAUGGUUAUACGAUGGACAUGCCGUAGCUCAAAAUGGAUUCUUUCAAGGUUACAAUAAUAUAAUCUGGAUUGUGGUUAUGUUACAGGUUAGUGAUAGCUUUGCCUGUCAAAAUUGCACUAGAAUUCUGUUAUAACGUUGUUGACUGUAGCGGAAUGCAAUUAUAAAUGUACAUUGUGUCUAGUAAUACUAUAGCCAUAUUAUUGUAUUCCUUUUAGGCGUACGGUGGUCUUGUGAUUGCAUUGGUAGUAAAAUACGCGGAUAAUAUUCUGAAAGGAUUUGCUGUGUCAUUGUCGAUUAUUUUGUCAAGUUUCAUUUCUUGGUGCAUGAACGACUUUGACCCAUCAUUGUAAGUUUUUUCAUCUGUGUUUACGUUCUCAUAAAAGUCUUUAUAGCAUUUUUUAUGCAAAAUGGUAAUGUAUAGAGGUACUUAUUUUCGAUUUCAGAACGUUCUUUUUUGGAUCAACAAUUGUGAUUGGAUCAACCUUCUUAUACGGGUACGAACCUCCAAAGCCAAACCCAAUUCACGCAGCAUAA